CCAUACCACUCUGAAGUCCGAACCCUUUGAGCUUCUCGUCUUCGACACAAAUCUCUCUCUCACGCACGCUGCUGUGCAUCAAAUGGAAGACAUUGAAGAUUUACUUGCGGGUGCCGGCGCCGGAGUGCCUCCAGGGUUCCGGUUACCGGUUCCGGCGGCCGUUGGAGUCAAUCCAAAACAAAGGAAAAAGAACGGUGUAACGAAUAAGCUAACAGUAGUGCAAGACUCUUCUGCACCCAAAAUACCUGGCACUCAGACUAUUUACAUCAAGACUUUUGGAUGUUCUCAUAAUCAGGUACAUUGUUUGUUCACUUAAUUAUGCCCAUGUUGAUAAUGUUGAAGUUUGGCAAAAUGCCAAAGUCCCA
Messenger RNA from Nicotiana tabacum (common tobacco), 365 nucleotides. The record is from RefSeq and is a predicted model, not a curated record. NCBI's taxonomy places the organism in Eukaryota, Viridiplantae, Streptophyta, Magnoliopsida, Solanales, Solanaceae.